AUGAUUUACACUCUACUUGGGGAGGAUCCAUAUCUCCAGGAUCAUAUUGAUCCUGUUCCAACUAUCCAUACUCCUUUGCAUAUUGCAGCUGCUUUUGGUCAUGUUCAGUUUGCCAAGGAGAUAAUGAGAUUGAAACCAUCAUUUGGUCGGAAAUUAAAUCAAAAUGGCUUUAGUCCCAUGCUUCUAGCUCUCAAGAAUGGUCAAAACAAGAUGGGUCAAGGAUGUCUACACACUGAAAACAACCUUGUUUUGGUUCAAGGGAGGGAGGGUAGAACUCUUCAUCAUUAUGUAGCCGAACAGGGACAUGUUGAUCUCUUGACAAAACUCUUAUCAGCUUGUUUGCAGAGUAUCCAAGAUGUGACCAUUCAAAAUGAGACUGCUUUACAUAUUGCAAUGAAGAAUCACAAUUUUGAUGCUCUUGAUUUCUUAUUAGGAGGGCUGCGGCGAGUGAAGAAAUUCAGGUUCAAGGUGACUUUGCCUUUUGACUAUCUCUUGAAGGACAAUCCUAGCAGCAGACAAGUUGGAAAAGCUCUACUCAAAGCUGGAGCUUUGAAUGCUCAAUCACUGCCCAAGAAUGAUACUUGCAAUCUAUUACUAGUAGUUGUAGAGCUGGUUGUAAAGGCUAGUUUCAAGGCUGCACCAAGUCCCUUGGAGGCAUUUGGCCACUUUCAAGAAUGCAACAACAACAACAACAACAAUGCUCUGAACAUAACUCUGGCUAACACCACAAGUAGUAUCAAUAGUACUAAAAUUAAUCUCAAUAAUACCAAAGGGAGUUCAAAAGCACACCAACCAGGGACAUUGAUACUUUCUAAAAAUGACCACUAUGGAGUUAUUCCCAUCUUUAGGGAUUGGGUUGUGAUUGAAAGUAGUGGAAACAAGGAUUUGAAGCAUGCUUCUUUUGGUCAUGUUCAGUUUGCGAGGGAGAUUAUGAGAUUGAAACCAUCAUUUGCUCGGAAACUAAACCAAGAUGGGUUUAGCCCCAUGCAUUUGGCCUUGCAGAAUGGUGAAACCAAGAUGGUUCUCGGAUUUCUAAACUGUGAAAGCGAUUUUGUUCAGGUUCAAGGGAGAGAGGGUAAAACUCCUCUUCAUUAUGUAGUUGAACGAGGAGAUGUUGAUCUCUUGAGUGAAUUCUUAUCAGCUUGCCCUCAGAGUAUCCAAGUUGUGACCAUUCAAAAUGAGACAGAUUUGUAUAUUGUAAUGGAGAAUCACAUGGUUGAUGCUCUUGAUUUCUUACUUGGAUGA
Molecule: messenger RNA, 1245 nt
Organism: Ziziphus jujuba (common jujube)
Lineage: Eukaryota; Viridiplantae; Streptophyta; Magnoliopsida; Rosales; Rhamnaceae
Exons: 6
Coding region: 1-1245 (414 amino acids)
Molecular function (GO): protein binding
Source: RefSeq, a predicted model, not a curated record